UGACAUAAAUGCGUAGAAUGGAGGUCUGAUUAUGGCCGCGAAGCUAAUCAUCGGUGGAAUUGGUAAUGGACCUCCCUGCACCGGUCCGGCCCUUGGCCCCACUACGUUGCGUCCACUUAUCGCUGCCUAUCCCUGAAGACGGCUUGAAAAUCGACAGCGCUUUGCCCCACACCAUGGAUAUCAGAAGCCGAGCUCUGCUCUAUCAUGGACUCAUCGAGGAUGACUGCAUGCAUGCAUGCAGUGACUUGAUUGCGGAAAUCAGGCUCAGCGUAUAUCACGAGACAGCGCCGAAAACAUGAGAUGCGCGGGU
Messenger RNA from Colletotrichum destructivum, 310 nucleotides. RefSeq lists its product as uncharacterized. NCBI's taxonomy places the organism in Eukaryota, Fungi, Ascomycota, Sordariomycetes, Glomerellales, Glomerellaceae. The record is from RefSeq and is a predicted model, not a curated record. The transcript has a single exon. The coding region runs from base 66 to 299 and encodes 77 amino acids.